AGAAAAAUCAAAUCUCACACGUAAAAAUCGUUGCCAACUGUUGCUGUUUUUCUGGUUCCUCUCAGCUCUUCUUCUGUACCCAAAUGUUUCCAUAAUACCCCGAACAUCUCACCACAAUGGGAAAACCCAAAAGAAAGUUAUGACCUCGAUAAUCUUCCCUAAUUCAAAUCCCAAAUUGUUUACAAAAACCCUAAAAACUCUCCCCCCCCAAUUCAAUGAUCAUAAUAUCUAAAUAGACUCUACCGCAACAUAUAAAGGAAUCUACCCAAUUUCUCCGAGAAGGCUCUUGCUGUUUUCGAUUUCUCUCUGUGUGUGUGGAGAAAUUGAAGCUUGAUCCAAAUGGGUUUGCUGUUGCUGUUGCUGUUGCUGUUGCUGUCACAGUGUGGGGCUGUGCAGCCCCAGAGCGAGGACCAGCCAGCCAUGGAAGAUAUCCUGAAAAGCUUGACGUCCAAACUACCGGCCAAGUGGAAGUCCGGCACCGAUUGCUGCACCUGGGGCGGAGUCUCGUGCGACAAUAGCAACAGGGUAACCGGCCUCGUCAUCAAGGAGUUAAAUCUGACGGGUACACUCAGUCCGUCGGUUCGAAACCUCACGUCGUUGCAGAAUCUGCAAUUUAUGCGGAACAAACUCACGGGAGGCUUCCCGAGUCUCAAAGGCCUCGGUUCGCUCCAGCAGCUUUACGGCAACGAGAACGGCUUCACUUCUUUUCCGGCGGGUGAUUUCUUCUCCGGCCUUUCUUCCCUUCGGCAAAUCUUCAUCGGUCAGAAUCCCUUCUCCCCGUGGCAGAUUCCGGAGAGCAUCAAAGACGCCUCGAGCCUGACGACAUUUUUAGCCGGUGGAGCCAACAUUACAGGUAGAAUCCCGGAUUACUUUAACUCCACCUAUAUGCCGAGUUUGACAGACUUGGAUUUGGAUUCGAAUCAGCUCCAAGGCGGGUUGCCUUGGAGUUUCGCUGGUUCCAUUAUCAAGACACUUAGGUUGGAGAACAAUGAGCUUAGCGGCACUCUUGAUGUGUUACAGAACAUGACCGAGCUGAAUGAAGUUCAUUUAAAUAGGAAUAAGUUCACAGGUCCUUUGCCAGAUUUUUCCAACUUCAACAACUUAACAUUCUUUGACGUGAGGGAUAAUCAGCUCACUGGUGUUAUUCCUUCUUCAUUGCUGAAUCAACCCUCCCUAGCCAAUGUUACGUUGAGCAACAAUUUGUUUCAGGGCCCCAAGCCCAAGUUCAAGAGUGGUGUUGGGUUGGAUAUGGAUAUAGGGAAUAUGUUUUGCAAUCCUAAUGUCGGUCAAGAUUGCGAUCCCCGUGUUGAUAUAUUGCUUUCGAUUGCCAGAGACAUGGGCUACCCUACUACGUUUGCACAAAAUUGGAUGGGGAAUGAUCCUUGUGCUGCCAAUGGUGGUUCUUGGCUUGGCUUGACAUGUUCAGGAGGGAACAUUACCAGAAUCAACUUUGGUAAAAGGGGCCUGGCAGGUACAAUAUCCUCUAACUUUUCCUUGCUUACAUCGUUGACAGAUUUGAGACUCAAUGAUAAUGUCUUGACUGGGACUAUACCUGUGGAGCUUACGAAACUUCCAAACCUUAAGAAUGUAGAUUUCUCAAACAAUAGACUCUAUGGUAAAAUACCACAGUUUCAAGAUGGUGUUGUUGUGAAAUUAGAGGGAAACCCUGACAUAGGUAAGGACCAGCCUAGCACACCUACGGGUCCGGGUCAGCCUAGCACACCUCCGGCUCCGGGUCCUAAUGGUGGAGGUGACAAGAAAUCCCAGACUGGUGUGAUUAUUGGGGUUGUUGUCGGAUGUAUUGUUGGAUUGGUUCUAGUUGGGGUUCUCGUCUUUUGUAUGGUGAAGAAAAAACAGAGGCGUUCUGGUAAAGUGCAAAGUCCAAACUCGUUGGUUAUACACCCUCGUCAUUCUGGUGAUCAAAAUGCUGUCAAAAUUUCAGUUGCUAAUAGGUUAAAUAGCAGUGGAAAUGAGUCUUACAAUAGUCCCCCAAAUAAUGGACCUAAUGACAUCCAUGUUGAGGCUGGAAAUAUGAUCAUUUCUAUCCAAGUUUUGAGGAGUGUGACCAAUAACUUCAAUGAAGAUAAGAUAUUGGGAAAAGGUGGGUUUGGAACUGUGUAUGGAGGAGAAUUGCAUGAUGGAACAAAAAUUGCAGUGAAGAGAAUGGAAUCUGGUGUGGUAGCUGAGAAAGGCCUGCAUGAGUUCAAGUCUGAGAUUGCAGUUCUUACUAAGGUCCGACAUCGUCACUUAGUGGGACUUCUUGGAUAUUGUUUGGAUGGGAAUGAGAGGCUUCUUGUCUAUGAGCACAUGCCGCAGGGGACUCUUAGUAGACAUUUGUUCAACUGGAAAGAAGAAGGGCUGGAGCCACUUGAAUGGACUAGAAGACUGACCAUUGCCUUGGAUGUUGCGAGAGGGGUUGAAUACCUGCACGGUUUGGCCAACGAAAUUUUCAUUCAUAGAGACCUUAAGCCUUCUAAUAUAUUACUUGGAGAUGAUAUGCGGGCAAAAGUGGCAGACUUUGGAUUGGUUCGUCUUGCUCCAGCAGGGAAAGCCUCUAUAGAGACGAGACUAGCAGGAACUUUUGGUUAUUUGGCUCCAGAAUAUGCAGCAACCGGACGGAUGACACUCAAGGUAGAUGUGUACAGCUUUGGUGUAAUAUUAAUGGAGUUGAUCACUGGUAGAAAGGCAAUUGACGAAAGCCAGCCUGAGGAGAGUUGUCACCUAGUGACAUGGUUUCGUAGAAAGCUCAUUAAAACAGAUGCACUCCCUGAGAUUGUUGAUCCAACCAUUGAUGUCAAUGAGGAAACUCUUUCUAGUAUAAGCACGGUGGCUGAGCUUGCCGGUCAUUGCAGCGCAAGGGAGCCGUACCAAAGGCCUGACAUGGGUCAUGCAGUCAAUGUACUUUCAUCACUUGUUGAGCAGUGGAAACCCUCUAAACAAGAAGAUUUUGAUGACAUGGAUGCAAUCAACUUUGAUGUGCCACUAAAAGAAGCAGUAAAGAGGUGGCAGGCUGCUGAGGGCAAAAGCAACAUCGAUGACUCUUCAUCUUCGUCAAUAUUUCCUAGCGGGGAUACUACCCAGACCAGCAUACCUAACCGGCCUUCUGGAUUUGCUGAGUCUUUUACAUCAUCAGAUGGGCGGUAAAGACAUUGAAAGUUACCUUGUGGCUUGUGGUGUUGUUUUUUUCCUUCUGCUCCAUGUUUGCUCUUGUGCUUUCCUGAUCUGACGGGGGAUACAUUUUUUUCCCAUCUUUUGAGUCAGAGUAGUUUAGAUUAGGGAUAAUGUUAGUGAUUGUUGUUUUAGCCAUGUCGGACGUGUUUCGUUACAAGGAGUCGAGGAAUACUUAUUCUGGGAA
Messenger RNA from Rosa rugosa (rugosa rose), 3355 nucleotides. Its product is annotated as receptor protein kinase TMK1-like. Gene Ontology annotation, biological process: protein phosphorylation. The record is from RefSeq and is a predicted model, not a curated record. NCBI's taxonomy places the organism in Eukaryota, Viridiplantae, Streptophyta, Magnoliopsida, Rosales, Rosaceae. The coding region runs from base 340 to 3144 and encodes 934 amino acids. Gene Ontology annotation, molecular function: ATP binding; protein binding; protein kinase activity. The transcript is spliced from 2 exons.